Messenger RNA from Micropterus dolomieu (smallmouth bass), 3509 nucleotides. It is a transcript of the gene kcng4a, whose product is annotated as potassium voltage-gated channel, subfamily G, member 4a. The coding region runs from base 1095 to 2717 and encodes 540 amino acids. Gene Ontology annotation, molecular function: delayed rectifier potassium channel activity; protein binding. Gene Ontology annotation, biological process: protein homooligomerization; potassium ion transmembrane transport. The transcript has 4 exons. The record is from RefSeq and is a predicted model, not a curated record. Lineage: Eukaryota; Metazoa; Chordata; Actinopteri; Centrarchiformes; Centrarchidae. Gene Ontology annotation, cellular component: membrane; voltage-gated potassium channel complex.
UGAGAGACACACUCCUCCCGCAGUUCUGGUAAAAUGCCAUCUUUCUUAUAUCUGGAGCUCACACACUUCCGGUCUGUGCCUGUCUUCACCUUUACGCUUGAACUUGGGUACCCGAAGUCUCCUAUGUUGCGCACCGCGGCUCCGACUCCCCCCUCACCUGCUCCUCCCCUUCCUCCUCCUGCAGCACCACUAACCAAGCCGGAACGGGACACUUUUCAGCGCAGCAAACCUUUACCCGCUUCCAUCACUGGUAGCUAUGUUCAGACUCUCUUUGCGCCUUCCACCGACUUGGAUGAAGCGGACACCGCAGAGGCAUUCCUGUCUUUAAAACAAGACUGGUCGUUGACACUCUGAUUUGGUGUUGAAUGAUCGGAGGGACUGUGAGGCAGACACCGUGCAGGUUUGGCCGUCUGGAGAUGAGCGCACAGGAUGUGCCUGCAUGAUGCCACCAUGUGUCUAGGCCCUCCCUAAUCCUGCUGCGGCGACACAGAGGAUCCCCCUCAGUCCCCUGACACCUCUGUGCUACACAUUUGCCUUCUUGACUCAUCCAGCUCAUCCUCUGCAGCUAUCAGCCACUGAUCAAUCCUAACCCACUCUUUCUUUUCAGGCUUUCCGUUUGCAGACUCUCACUUCAGACCAGGAUUACCCACUGAUCUGAUGCUGAAUCCUGAUACGCCAACUGAGUCUAUUGUCGGCCUCUGAUGGCAAUGUCAAAACUCACCCACAUCCCCCUCACACAAGAGGUUCCCUGAAACUCCUCGUUCCUCUCCUUUCUGGGUUUUUGCUCUGUUGAUUGGAAGCCAAAGCCAUAGCUCGUCUGGAAAAAAACCUCCUUGUUAUGAGGGGUUCUGAAACCAAGGAGACUGAAAGCACUUUUUAUGCCCUGCUUGUCUACAGCAGACCUGGGCUUUGGCAGGAAAGCUUUUCACAUGUGUACGUUUUAACAUAAAUUGUAGGAGGCUGCGAUACAGAAAAGGCCGCUGUGUCCUGAGCCUGAAAAGUUGAGCCUGUUGCAAUCCAUCCAGGACCUUUUUUGUCUUCAUUACCUGGUCUGAGCUGCCCAGUCCGGAGCAGCGCGCUUUCCAGAUGCUGCCAUGCCCAUCAUCAGCAAUGCCAACCAUGACUUCAGCAACCUGUCCGUCAGUGAUGACAGCAGUCUUGACCGCGUCUUCACAGAGAUCCCAGAGACUGAGACAAUCAAGGGUGUGUACUAUAAGAGAGCUCAGUUCAUCCGUCGGCCAGAGGACCUGGUGUCCAUCGACCACGGCCUGCUGGCAGUGAUCAAUGUUGGGGGAAACCGCUACACCUUCCCCUGGAGCACCCUGGAACAGUUCCCCCUCACUCGACUUGGCCGCCUCUGUGGUUGCCAGUCACCUGAAGACAUCGCUAGUGUUUGCGAUGACUAUGACGAAGCCCGCAAGGAGUUCUUCUUCGACCGGUCGCCGUCGGCCUUCAGGGUCAUCCUCAACUUCCUGGCUGCGGGGAAACUACGCCUGCUGCGGGAGAUGUGCGUCCUCUCCCUGCACGAUGAGCUGACCUACUGGGGCGUGGAGAUGACGUACAUGGAGCGCUGCUGUAAGAGGAAGAUGUACACACGCAUCGAGGAGAUGCACGAGUUGGAGCGGCGCGAGGAGGAGUGCAGGCAGAGAAACGCCAUGCAGCGUGUGACGGUGGAGGAGACAAGGUACCGUAAGAUGAUGAACUGGCUGAGAGACACAAUGGAGAAUCCACAGUCUGGCUUACCGGGGAAGAUCUUUGCCUGCACAUCGGUGAUAAUGGUUGCGGUGACUGUCGUCAGCUUGUGUAUCAGCACCAUGCCAGACCUCAGAGAGGAAGAGGACAGGGGUGAGUGUUCAUCCAAGUGCUACAACAUGUUCAUCAUAGAGACGGUGUGUGUGGCCUGGUUCUCACUGGAGUUCAUCCUGCGGUUCAUUCAGGCCCGCAGCAAGCUGGACUUCCUCCGUGGGCCGCUCAACAUCAUCGACGCCAUGGCCAUCCUGCCGUACUACGUCUCCCUGGUGGUGGCAGAGGAGGACCCAUCCAUGGACCACGAAAGACCAGGAGGAGGUAAGGGCUACUUGGACAAGCUGGGCCUGGUACUGAGGAUUCUGCGGGCGCUGAGGAUUCUCUAUGUGAUGCGGCUGGCUCGCCACUCUCUCGGCCUGCAGACACUGGGGCUGACGGUCAGGCGCAGCACCCGGGAGUUUGGCCUCCUCCUGCUUUUCCUCUGCGUGGCUGUCACCCUCUUCUCCCCGCUGGUCCACUUGGCCGAGAGCGAGCUCACAGGCACCCAUGACUUCAGCAGCAUCCCCGCCUCCUACUGGUGGGCCAUUAUCUCCAUGACGACCGUGGGCUAUGGCGACAUGGUGCCUAGGUCCAUUCCAGGACAGGUUGUAGCACUGAGCAGUAUCCUCAGCGGGAUCCUCAUCAUGGCCUUCCCUGCCACCUCCAUUUUCCACAUGUUCUCCCGCUCCUACCAAGAGCUCAAGAUGGAGCAUGACCGAUUGUUCAAAGAGGAGUGCGCGGCCGCUGCAGCUGCUGCUGCUGCCACUGGGGAGCAGCAGGAGGCGGGAGGUGGGGGGGACUCGGCUCCAUCUGCACUGGGAUUGCGUCUAGACAAGGACAGCGUGCACUCACUGGAAACUCUCGCUCUGUUGGGGAAAGGUGGUGAAUCUGCAGGAAACAACAAUCACAGCCUGCCAGCAGCAGCUUUCUGAACAGUACUCGCACUGACUGACUCUGUCCUAAACUAAACUCUGUGUUGCAUACAAUGAAAGUACUGCAAAUGACUAUUGCUCCAAAGGCCUCACUUGCUGCGAAGCGGGUGAAGGUAUCUGUGUUGCACUGGAUAAUAGGAGUUUAAACAAACUGUAUUUCCAUUGCUCUUCGGUCUGCUGAUAUGGAGUACAAGUGUGCACACAGAAACUGAAAGACUGAAAACCCUUUAAAUUGGACAGUCCAGUUUGUCUGACCAGAAAGCCAAUAUUAGUAACCGGCUGCUUCUAUAAACAUGCAAUAUUCAAUCCAAAGUUGCUUUUCCUUCCACUGUGAAAAUACCAGCCCAACUGCAAGUUUUAGUUUUAUUCAUAUUACUUUUCAAUGUAUUACCUACAGUAUGAGCAUACUCUGUCAUGAAUUCAAAAAAGUGCUCCUCUUGAGAAGCUUGAAGCCAUGUUCUGAGAAGAAAUAUAAACAAACUGAUAGUUUGGCUGAUAUAUGAUUAUGAUGUAAAUUCAUCUCUCUCUCUUUCUCUCUCUCAUGUAUGAUGGUAUGCUUGAACUCAAAGAGGUGGUGGUUUCUUCCAUUCUCUUUACUACUCCAGGAAAAUUAUUAUUAUUGAAGAUAUUGCAGAAGUUAUGAUUGUUUUUUCAGUCAGGUGAUGAGGAAAUGAAAGGAGUGGGUGAGGGAGUGGUUGUGUUGGAGAGAGAGGGUGCGUGAGUGAGAGAGAACGAGCGUUAACAACCAUAACGUGUACUUUGCAACGCUCCAAAUAAAAGCUCUCCUAGUAA